Molecule: messenger RNA, 3684 nt
Organism: Fopius arisanus
Lineage: Eukaryota; Metazoa; Arthropoda; Insecta; Hymenoptera; Braconidae
Gene: Oseg1
Product: intraflagellar transport protein Oseg1
Exons: 2
Coding region: 55-3573 (1172 amino acids)
Biological process (GO): non-motile cilium assembly; intraciliary retrograde transport; protein localization to cilium
Cellular component (GO): intraciliary transport particle A; non-motile cilium
Molecular function (GO): protein binding
Source: RefSeq, a predicted model, not a curated record
GCUCCUAAUUCAAGAGUAAAAACAGCAAGUUCUGGGAAUUUGCUGUCCUGAAGGAUGAGGGCACAGUUGGCUUGGGUCGAGGAAGUCCAGGACAAGACAGAGCGAUGCAUUUACGACUUGUGCUUCAAUCCUGAUGGAAGUCAACUUAUUGUCACUGCUGGUCAGCAAGUACUCGUGUAUGAAACAGAAAAAGGCGUGCUGAUUCAAACAUUGAAAGGUCAUAAAGAUACUGUUUACUGCGUAUGCUACGCAAGAGAUGGAAAGAAAUUCGCCUCGGGUGGUGCGGACAAGAGUGUAAUCGUGUGGACAUCGAAACUCGAAGGAAUCUUGAAAUAUUCCCACAACGAUGCAGUCCAGUGCAUGCAGUUCAAUCCAGUAUCCCAUCAGCUGGUCAGCUGCUCGAUAUCCGACAUCGCUUUUUGGUCAUCCGAGCAGAAGGCGGUGCAGAAGCACAAGUCUGGGGGUCGAGUGAAUUGCUGCGCCUGGACGAGGGACGGACAGUACCUGGCAAUUGGUUUGGCAGCUGGUUACGUAUCCAUACGCAAUAAAAAUGGUGAGGAGCAGACAAGAGUCGAGAGAUCAGGUGCAACAUCGAUAUGGAGCCUGUCAUGGGGUCCUCUGAAGGACGACUCCAAUAUGGAUGUCCUCUGUAUUGCAGAGUGGGGUGGAACCAUAUCCUUCCACAGCCUCUUUGGCAAACAAAUCGGUCGAGAGCGGAUUGUUAAUUUCAUUCCCCUGAAAAUCGUGCACUUCCCCGAGGGACAGUAUCUCCUGGUAGUUGGAAGCAAUAGAAAAUGUCUCCUGAUGACCCACGAGGGGAUUCAGCUGUCGACAGUGGGUGACAGUUUCUCCUCUUGGGUGUGGAGUUGUGCAGUUCAUCCAGCUUCGAGUCAUGUCGCUGUUGGAAGUCAAGAUGGUAAAAUUACGUAUCUCCAGAUGACCUGGAGCAUUGUCCACGGCCUCUAUGGGGAUCGUUACGCCUACCGUGAGAAUAUGACUGAUGUUAUAAUUCAGCAUUUGACCACGAAUCAAAAGGUUCGCAUCAAGUGCAAGGAUUUGAUACAGAGGAUUGCAGUUUAUCGAGACAAAUUGGCAGUUCAGUUGCCGGAACGAGUGAUCAUUUAUGAGCCAUCUGGUACAAAUGACAGUAUGCAUUAUAGAAUUCAGGAGAAACUCCCUCAGACGCUAGACUGCAAUCUCCUCGUAGUGACGUCCAAUCAUCUGGUUCUGUGUCUUGAGAAACGACUGCAGAGUGUAUCAUUCACUGGAGUCGUCGAGAGAGAGUGGAUCCUGGACAGUCCCAUAACGUAUAUCAAAGUGGUUGGGGGGCCUGCAGGCAAGGAAUGCUUAAUCACAGGCCUGAAGAGCGGUCAAGUCAUGAAGAUUUACCUGGACAACCCCUUCCCUGCGCACCUGGCGAAGGUUGAAGGCCCAAUUCGAUGUUUGGACGUGAGUUCACUCAAAGAAAAAUUAGCUGUUGUCAGUGAGAAUAAUACACUAUCAGUAUUCGAUCUCUACACAGAAGAGAAACUUCAGGAGUUCUACGACGUCACGAGUGUUGCUUUCAACCGCGCCUUCGAGGACAUGAUGUGUUUCUCAGGUAGAGAUUACCUGGCGACAAAAGUCGCCAAUUUUCCAGAGUAUAAACAGAAAUUCUGUGGAUUUGUUGUGGGCCACAAUGGAUCGAUAGUCCACUGCAUAAAUGGCACGAACAUCAUCAGGGUGGAGGUUCCUCUGUCCUCGACGAUGUACCAAUAUCUUGAGAUUGGGAUGUUUGAUGAGGCUUAUGCAAUCGCCUGCCUUGGGGUGGCAGAGAGUGAUUGGUUGGCCCUGGGAAUCGCAGCUCUCGAUAAAUUGGAGUUGAAGAUAGCUCAGGCUGCAUUCGCAAGAUUGAAGAAACUCCGUUACAUUGAAAUUGUGUCUGACAUUGAGGAGAAGUUGAAGUCUGGGGAAUGGGGAAAGGAAGCCUGCAUGGCAACAGCUGCAGCUGCCAUGGGUAGACUUCGAGAGGCUGCGAGACUGUAUCAAAAAGCUGGAUUACAGCAAUAUGCUCUUGACAUGUACUCAGACCUGAGGAUGUUCGAUAUAGCUCAAGAAUUUAUAGCCGCUGGUAACACUCAGGAUCGAACGGUUCUUCUUCGGAAGCGUGCGGAGUGGGCUAAGAGUCUGGGAGAGCCUCGAGCAGCUGCAGAGAUGUUCCUGGCAGCUGGGGAUGUUCAGAGAGCCAUCAACAUCAUUGCUGAGUACGGCUGGAUUGAUAUGCUCAUCAAAGUGGGAAGACAAUUGGAUAAAGCUGAACGUGACAGUCUCUCCAUAAUUGCCAAGAAGCUGAAACAGCUGGGGGCAACCCAUGGAGCAGCUGAGAUUUUUAGUCGUCUUGGGGAUGAUCCUGACGUCGCUGAUGUCCUCGUUGAUGCUCAGGCCUGGCCAGAGGCCUUCGAACUUGCCGAGAGAAAUCCUAAACUGAAGUCCAGAGUUUAUGGGCCCUACGCGAGGUGGCUGGCGGAGACUGGUCGAUUCUCAGAGGCCCAGAGGGCAUUUCAAACUGCUGGACAACCUGAAGAGUCCAUCAUCGUACUGACAACGUUGGCUAAUAAUGCAGUGUGCGAGAGACGAUUCAGGGAUGCCUCUUAUUUUUACUGGCUUCUCUCUCAGUUGAGUUUAGAUUUGAAUAAAAAUACUGAGGAGAUAAAAAUUGUUUUUACUGAGUAUGCGGACAAAGCCGAUGUGUAUUACGCGUAUUAUGAAGUGUUCAAGUACAUGGAAGAGCCUUUCACCUCGUUGAUGCCUGAGGCUCUUUUCAAUAUUUCUCGAUUUCUAUUAAUGAAGAUUCAGGGAAUGCGGGUGGAUGGAAUUUCUAAAUUGACGAUAACUUAUGCGCUAGUGAAGCAAGCGAGGAUCUUGGGGGCUAAUAAAUUAGCGAUGCAACUAUUGGAGAGAUUGAGGGGAAUGAAAGUUCCGGAGCAUCUUCAGGCGCAAAUUGAAGUGGCCACUCUGGGGGCCAGGGCUUAUCAGUACAGAGAUCCUGAGGAGCUACUUCCACUCUGCUACAGGUGUUCAACUUUCAACUCACUGUUACCAGCGAACAACACUUCUAGCAAUAGAUGUAUACAAUGUGGCCUCAGAUUUCAGCACUCGUUCGUUAUGUUUGAGACUCUACCUCUUGUUGAAUUCGAGCUCGAUAAUGCUAUCACCGAUGAAGAGGCUGAAAGAUUGAUUGAGGAACCUGUGCCCUCUGCUGAUAAUUCUACAGUCGUUGAGAAUCAAUUGACGAUUAAUAGUAAUGAGGCUGAUUUAUUCACUGCGAGGCUGAUUAAAUUCGAUGAUAAAACCAAUGAUUCUGUGGUGAAGGUGGGACGAGGGGUUCUCAGGAGCAUGGAACCGUCCAGUGUUUUGAUUGUCAAGUGGCCUGAACCAUUCAAGACUCGAUACUACAGGAAUUUACUCACUGAUUUACAGGUUACGUUCUGCAAAUCAUGUCUGAGGUUUUUCCAUGCAGACGAUUACGAAUUGGCACUUCUUCGCCACGGGCACUGCCCCUUCUGCAGGGUCUCAAGCUCGUCGGUGAAUUGAUCGUAUUCUAGUUUAGAGAUCACGUCACGUACCUGAAUUUACAAAAUUUGAUAGAAUUUAUCAUGAAAAACCGAAAAUAGUGAAAUAAUUGAAAUAUUUUAUGUAACAGUG